Molecule: messenger RNA, 1638 nt
Organism: Coregonus clupeaformis (lake whitefish)
Lineage: Eukaryota; Metazoa; Chordata; Actinopteri; Salmoniformes; Salmonidae
Product: dihydrolipoyllysine-residue succinyltransferase component of 2-oxoglutarate dehydrogenase complex, mitochondrial
Exons: 16
Coding region: 295-1638 (447 amino acids)
Molecular function (GO): acyltransferase activity
Source: RefSeq, a predicted model, not a curated record
UAGGCAAUGGUCAUAGCUAGAUGAGAUCCAGUUUUUGUCAAAAUAACGCCAAACAUUGACAAUUUUAGCUACCCCUAAUCGUAACCUAAUUAUCCUAACCUGCCACAUCAAUUAUUUUAACACGCUGCGUAAAUUGUCCUGAUCUGCUGCUAAGAAAAGUACAAUCUGAAGUUAAUUUGACAAAAGAUGGAUCCCUUCUAGCCAUGACCCACUGUGACCGUUCCUGGUACUAUCCCGAAGUGUUCUGAACUUCCCUACCGCUUCCUUGGUCGGUUUGCCACCACUGUUGCCGCUAUGUUAUCGCAUUCCCGAUGUCUUUGCCGGACACUUGGGCGCUCUCUGUCUGCGCUAAGUCAGGGGAAUAAUGUUCUGGCUGGAAGGACUGCUUCAGGCCUCUCCGCUGGCAACAGGAUUGUCUACAGGAACAGUCAGUUAUGUGAAUUUCCGUCAUCAAUUGUUGUCUUCCACGUCAGAUACUUCAAGACGUCUGCAGCACGCAGGGAUGACGUUGUCACCGUCAACACCCCUCCGUUCUCUGAGUCGAUCACAGAAGGGGACGUCAGGUGGGAGAAAGCUGUUGGAGAUUCAGUGAAAGAGGAUGAGGUGGUGUGUGAGAUCGAGACUGACAAGACCUCGUUGCAGGUGCCGUCUCCGGCGGCCGGUGUGAUCACGGAGCUCCUUGUGCCAGAUGGAGGGAGGGUAGAGGCCGGGAAUCCCCUCUUCAAACUCAAAAAAGGAGCUGCAACAGCCAAAGCCGCCGCCGCCCCAACCCCAACCCCAACCCCGGCCUCCAUCCCUGUCGCCAUGCCCCCGGUACCCACCAUGCCAGCACAAGCAGCACAAGCCAAACCUGUUUCUGCGGUCAAGCCAACUGCAGCAGCACCGGCAGCAGCACCAGAAGCUCAUGGGACCAGGAAAGAGAGCAGGGUGAAGAUGAAUCGUAUGAGGCUGAGGAUCGCCCAGAGGCUGAAGGAGGCUCAGGAGACCUGUGCCAUGCUCACCACCUUCAACGAGAUAGACAUGAGCAACAUCCAGGAGAUGAGGACUCUCCAUAAAGAUGCUUUCCUGAAGAGACAUAACAUCAAGCUUGGCUUCAUGUCAGCCUUCGUUAAGGCUUCAGCCCAUGCUCUCAUGGACCAGCCUUCUGUCAACGGAGUGAUCGAUGAUACAACCAAAGAGAUAGUUUACAGGGAUUAUGUUGACAUCAGUGUGGCUGUGGCCACUCCGAAGGGACUGGUUGUACCGGUUAUUCGCAACGUAGAGACCAUGAACUUUGCUGACAUUGAGAAAACCAUCAACGGUCUGGGAGAGAAGGUAAGAAAGCUUUGUUUGAAUGGGAUGAAUGAGCUCGUAACACUCGUAACAAUACCUGGCUGUGAGGACACUGGAUGGGGGACCUUCACCAUCAUCGGGAGUGUUCGGUUCCAUGUUCCCGCCCAUCAUCAACCCACCCCAGUCUGCCAUCCUGGCAUCGCAUCUUCACACCUUGGCCAUCGGCGCAAGGUGGAGAUCCGGCCCAUGAUGUACGUGGCUUUGACCUACGACCAUCGCCUGAUCGACGGCAGAGAGGCCGUCACCUUCCUGCGUAAGAUCAAGUCUGUGGUGGAGGACCCCCGGGUUCUUCUGCUCGACAUGUGA